AUGAAAGACAAAGCAUUGAAUGAUUUAAGGCUUGAUUACUACGAACACUUGGUCAAGGAAUGUAUACUUAGAUACCAGGAAGAAUUAGCACAGGAAGAAUUAGCACAGGAAGAAUUAGCACAGGAAGAAUUAGCACAGGAAGAAUUAGCACAGGAAGAACAUCCGUACUGCAACAAGAACCAUUCCUGGGUCAGAGACAACGUUUACUGUAUCUUAUGUGUCUGGGGACUCACUCUAGCGUUUAGAAAAAUGAGCGACUCGGAAGAAGGCAAAUCGAAAGCUUACCAGUUAGAAAAAGCGGUAGUCAAAACAAUGAGGGGGCUGCUGCGCUCCAUGCAGAUGCAGACGGAGAAACUGGAACAGUUCAAGCGCAGUCAGAAUCCCCUGGAUGCUUUGCAUGCAAAGUACAGCAGCAUCAGUGGCAAGCCUGUCGUUGGGGAUAAAGAGUGGGGCCACCUGCAGAUUGAUGCCACAUCCAUAUUUCUGCUAACUCUGUCUCAGAUGAUAUCCACUGGUAUUGACAUUAUAUUUACACUGGAUGAGGUAGUGUUUAUACAGAAUAUGGUAUUUUACAUUGAGACUGCAUACAGAACCCCUGACUAUGGCAUUUGGGAAAGAGGGGAUAAAACCAACCACGGACUACCGGAGUUAAAUGCAAGCUCAAUUGGCUUGGCGAAGGCGGCCUUAGAAGCAAUCAAUCAGCUAGACCUAUUUGGGUCCCGAGGUGGUCCAGCAUCAGUGAUUCAUGUCCUGCCUGAUGAAGCAUAUCAGUGUCAGGCAAUCUUAUAUUCCAUGCUUCCAAGAGAGUCUAUAUCAAAGGAAACGGAUGCAGCUCUUCUAACUGUCAUUGGUUUCCCAGCAUUUGCUGUAGACGACCCUGAAAUUAUUGCAAAGACACGCAAAACUGUCAUGGAGAAAUUAGAGGGCUCGUAUGGGUACAAGCGAUUCCUCAGAGAUGGCUACAAGACGGCAAGAGAGGACCCACACAGACUACACUAUGAGCCUUGGGAGCUAAUGGCAUUUGAAAACAUUGAGUGUCAGUGGCCUCUGUUCUUUGCCUUCCUGAUCUUGGAUGGUCUAUUCAACAACAGAGCUGAUGAGGUAGCAAAGUACCAGAAGAUGUUGGAAGAUAUUAUGUUGGUGUCAGAGGAGGGAAUACCUGUAGUUCCAGAGUUGUACACUGUACCUAUAGAACUGGUUGAAAAAGAGUAUGACAGGCCGAAUAGCCAGAAGCGUGUGGCCACUGGAAGAAUACCCCACAUGUGGAGUCAGUCUGUUUACAUCCUUGGACAACUGAUGGCUGAAGGGCUAAUAUCACCAGGAGAGCUAGAUCCAUUGAACAGGCGGCACGUGACAGAUACGAAACCGGACAUUGUGGUACAAGUUGUUGUCCUCUGUGAGGAUGUGCACCUUAAGAACAAGAUGUUAACCCAUGGUGUGGACCUCCAGACCGUCCAGGAGGUGGCGCCCAUUUACAUCCUGCACAGCUCAGUGUUGUCCAAGAUUUAUAGUCUGCUUGGUAAAAACAAACGAUUAGGCCUUUCUGGCAGAUCAUCAAAUGAGAUAGGACUGCUGGCUACUAGCAGACUCUACAUGCUUGCCGGUAGAAUGCUAGCAUUCAUCCCUCAGGUGGUGGAUGCCAAGCAGUUCUACCUGGGCAUGGAUGUGGAAUACCUGAUUGAUGACUUCACCACCAAGAUUGACAUGCUGAGAUGUAGCUGGAAGGGAAUCGGUCGACCUCUUCUCAUUUAUAACCUGACCCGCAAGGCACUGGACAAUUACCAGAGUCCACCCAAAUCUCUGAUGGUCACCAUAAAAAAGCUACAAAGUGGAUUUAUAGGUGGAACAAGGGUCAUCUUUGGCAGGCUGGCAGAUUUUCAGCAUACGUCUUGUGUGACACAACUGAGUUUCCUGAAGAACGUCGAUGAUCAGUCUGGCAAAUACGAGAAGGCAGUCAUUGACAAAGUGAUAUCUAUGCCCCCCGCCAGGUCAUCACGUCUGUCUUUUGAGAGCCACAUCACGAGCAGACGGGUGACCAAUGCCUUUAUCAACCUGGGGAUUACAGGGAUUAUUCGCCGCUCCCGCUCCAUAAACAUUAAUCCUGAUGAACAACCUGAUCUUUUAUCACCGCUAGCGCAACGUCGACGCAAUAGUAUCAAGUCUUUUGCAGAGACUUCUGUAUUAUCAUUACCUUCUAAGGUUGACUUGAGCGCAUUUGCUGAUUCGUCACAGUCUGUUGAGAAUUACGGAAAUGUUUUCCACCAUUUGCAAGAUGAGGAGGACAUAUCUUCAGAAAAUAACCGACAAACGCCGCGGCAUUCCCAGCAGGGCGCAAUUAAGAACCUGCCAGAAGAUACGACUGAUGAGGUGCAGCUUGUGGAGCAGCUGAAGGGAUCCCGCAACCUGAUGGAGCAGGCCGACAUCAUCCACUACUUGUUUAUCCAUAAAGGUCCAUACUGGGACACAGGCUUGGAGGAAGGAAAUUUGGUUCCAGUGAUAGACCUUCUGAAGGAGCUGUAUGACAAGGCCAACAGCUGUAAGCAGUGGUGGCUGGUGAGACACACAGCUGGCCUUCUAAAGAAGAGGAUUGGAGAUCUAGCCUUGGCAGUCACAGAUCUACUGGUCAGGCAAAAGCAGCUGUCAGUUGGCUUGCCGCCAGAUAAUGAAGUCAUCAUUGAGAGCCCCCAGAGACCAGAUGACCUGGCCUCCCUUAUCUUCAAGGCCUGUGGAUCUGAUUACAGCGUUGCAUCCCUCACACAGGAACUCUUAGUUUAUCUUGCCAUCUACAUCCGAACUGAACCGCGGCUGUUUGAGGACAUGCUCAGAAUACGGGUAGGGCUGAUUAUUCAGGUCAUGGUGGCAGAACUCUCUAGGUCCCUGGAUUGCUCAGGUGAGGAGGCUACAGACAGCUUGAUGAACCUCAGCCCCUUUGAGAUGAAGAUGCUUCUGUACCACAUGCUGAGUGGGGAGGAGUUCUCCGUUGAAGAUGACAUGUUCCCAGAAACUUUGGGUGAAGCCAUUCUAGUCAUGCGGCUGAGGAAACCAACAUUAAAGGGAAUCACAGACAUGGCCAUGGGCGGCAGCCUGCACGAGUAUCGAUCGGAGGAUGAGAUAGUUGAAGAAAUAGCUGAGCGACAAGGACAGUGGUUGCGGCGUCGGAGACUGGAUGGUUCCCUCAACCGGGUGCCAGUGGGGUUCUAUCCUCAAGUGUGGGAACUGUUGAGAAGGUGCCGCAGUUUGAUCAUUAAAGACGUAAAGUUAUUUGGAAGUCUGACACAUGAGAUGACCAAACAAGAGUUUAAAUUUGCAUUACAAGUAGAAGUGGCACUGAACAGCAUCCCUCAGCCAGAAUACCGACAGUUGUUGGUAGAAGCCAUGUUGGUUCUAUCUCUGCUUGUGGAACAUGACGGCGGUCGUUUAGACUUGACUGACAUGGACUUUGAAGUGGAUAAAAUUAUCAGUGAGGCCAACAGGAUCUUCAUUAGGGAUGUGGGAAUGCCUGGUGAUAUUGUUGAGAAAACCAAAGGAGCUGCAAACAUCUGUAUCUACCUCUACGACACUGCUCCCGGCGGGCUGCAUGGCUCCAUGACCUAUAUUGUUCGAGCUGUAGCCAAGACACUGAAUUUACCGGCAACCUCUAGCAACGCCAACUGUUUGAUUUUGUAG
Molecule: messenger RNA, 3666 nt
Organism: Candidula unifasciata
Lineage: Eukaryota; Metazoa; Mollusca; Gastropoda; Stylommatophora; Geomitridae
Source: the annotation of a GenBank genome assembly